AUGAGGAAAUUUUUCUCCACUAUUAACUAUGAGGACCUGGUAGAUCCCCUGGAGGUAACCGGAGUCCUGGAUGACUGCCUGUGCGAUAUCGAUAGCAUCGAUAACUUUAACACCUUCAAAAUCUUCCCCAAAAUAAAAAAAUUGCAAGAGCAAGACUACUUCCCUUAUUACAAGGUCAAUCUGAAGCGACCAUGUCCUUUCUGGGCAGAAGAUGGCCAUUGUUCAAUAAAAGACUGCCAUGUGGAGCCCUGUCCAGAGGUAAAGUAAAUUAAAAAAAUAAUAAUAAGGAAAACAUUGCUUCCUCUUGGGCUCUUAGAUAAGCAUGAAUUUAUAUUUUAGGCC
Molecule: messenger RNA, 342 nt
Organism: Neogale vison (American mink)
Lineage: Eukaryota; Metazoa; Chordata; Mammalia; Carnivora; Mustelidae
Product: ERO1-like protein beta
Exons: 3
Coding region: 1-267 (88 amino acids)
Biological process (GO): protein folding in endoplasmic reticulum
Cellular component (GO): endoplasmic reticulum membrane; endoplasmic reticulum
Molecular function (GO): FAD binding; protein-disulfide reductase activity; thiol oxidase activity
Source: RefSeq, a predicted model, not a curated record